AUGAUAGGGACCAAAGAGAGACCUGGACUCAUGACUUUGAUGACGAAGGCAUUGUAUGAGAAGUUGGACAAUCAGUAUCACGUUCUACUGUCUUAUAUGGUUAGUUGAAAUAUCGGAUCUAAGUAAUUACUAUCGACAUUUAGGAGAUAUACAACGAAAUCAUACGUGAUCUACUGAAUCCAUCUGGCGGAGAUCUAGAACUUCUCGAAGAUGAGCGGGGAAACAUCAGAGUGCCCGGACUGUCAUCUGUCCGAGCUCCGAACCUCUCCAGAGUGAGUCUUUUUUCAAAAGCAGACGAGAGUGGCAAUUCUAUGACCUUUUGAGCUACAGUAAUCCUUAUUUGUCUUUAGAUCAUGCAAAUACUGCAAGAAGGCAAUCUGCGACGCACUCAGGAAGCGACGAUGGCGAAUAAGACGAGCUCAAGAAGUCAUGCUUUGCUCCAGGCAAGAUUCAUCCAACCACGCACUUAA
This is a messenger RNA of Caenorhabditis sp. 36 PRJEB53466, 470 nucleotides long. The record is from the annotation of a GenBank genome assembly. Lineage: Eukaryota; Metazoa; Nematoda; Chromadorea; Rhabditida; Rhabditidae.